This is a messenger RNA of Hyla sarda, 5268 nucleotides long. It is a transcript of the gene MYO3A, whose product is annotated as myosin IIIA. The coding region runs from base 267 to 4937 and encodes 1556 amino acids. Gene Ontology annotation, biological process: protein phosphorylation. The transcript is spliced from 35 exons. The record is from RefSeq and is a predicted model, not a curated record. Gene Ontology annotation, molecular function: protein kinase activity; ATP binding; cytoskeletal motor activity. Gene Ontology annotation, cellular component: myosin complex. Lineage: Eukaryota; Metazoa; Chordata; Amphibia; Anura; Hylidae.
GACCAUUAAUCCGCUGGCCCGGGCCAUCCGAGAACAAUGAAAUGAAGGAGGUGAAAAUGUUUCGUAAGGGAAGACACUCAGUUACAAUGACUCCGUUUUGACAGUUUACAUUGGGCACCGCUAUGUUUACUUGUAAAAAAUUAAUGCACCGCACACCAGAGAAUAGGCAUGCUAAAGGGAACGACACUUGUUGUGUAGAUGAGGCUCACAACCUAUGCCUGUCACACCUGGUCCCUACUGCCUUAUCCUAGGCUGGUUACUUGAAAAUGUUUUCAUUUCGGAGUAAGUCAAUUGUAUUCGAUGGAUUUCCAGACCCUUCUGACACUUGGGAAAUAGUUGAGACUAUUGGCAAAGGAACGUAUGGUAAAGUUUUUAAAGUUGUGAAUAAGAAAAAUGGAAGCAAAGCUGCUGUAAAGAUCAUGGAUCCAUUUCAUGAAGAUAUUGAUGAAGAGAUUGAAGCGGAAUACAACAUCCUGAAGGCAUUAUCUGACCAUGCAAAUGUUGUAAAGUUCUAUGGAAUGUACUUCAAGAAAGAUGCAAAGACUGGGGAUCAGUUGUGGCUAGUCCUGGAGUUGUGCAAUGGAGGAUCUGUCACUGAUCUAGCGAAAGGUCUUCUGAAGAGAGGAGAAAGGAUGAAUGAACUCAUCAUUGCUUAUAUUUUGCAUGAAGCUCUUAUGGGCCUUGAUCAUUUACAUAGCCAUAAGACAAUUCACCGUGAUGUCAAAGGAAACAAUAUCCUGCUAACUACAGAAGGUGGUGUCAAACUUGUGGAUUUUGGUGUAUCAGCACAGCUAACUAACACUCGUCUCCAAAGGAACACAUCAGUAGGGACCCCUUUCUGGAUGGCCCCAGAGGUCAUAGCGUGUGAACAGCAGGUGGAUACGACGUAUGACACAAGAUGUGAUGUCUGGUCUUUAGGUAUUACAGCCAUAGAAUUAGGAGAUGGCGAUCCUCCGCUGGCUGACUUACAUCCAAUGAGAGCCCUGUUUAAAAUACCAAGGAAUCCGCCUCCAACUUUGCGUCAGCCAGAAUUGUGGUCACCGGAGUUUAAUGACUUUAUCAGCAAGUGCCUUACCAAAGAUUUUGAAAAGCGUCCCAUGGUUUGUGAUCUCUUGGAACAUCCUUUUAUUAGGCAAAUAAGACAUAAUGAAAGAGUACUUCAAAAGCAGCUAAUGGAAUUCAUAGAUAUCCACCAGCAAAUGGGGAUAAUGGAGAAGAAGAGGCAUGAGAGGAUUCAUACCAAGAAAGGCAUCUUCAGAGAGUCUAUGACAUCCAACCAGAAUGAUGUGGAUGACUUGGCAACCUUAGAAGUCCUCGAUGAGAAUACUGUGACAGACCAGCUUCAGAAGCGUUACAACAGAGAUCAGAUAUACACCUAUGUGGGGGAUAUCCUUAUUGCUGUCAAUCCAUUCCGAAGUCUGGAUCUCUAUUCAUCACAGCAUUCGGAAACAUAUGCCAGUGCAAAAAGGACAUCUAACCCACCACAUAUCUUUGGUGUGGCUGAUAUAGCUUAUCAGUCUAUGGUUACUUAUAAUUCUGAUCAAUGCAUUGUCAUAUCUGGUGAAAGUGGGGCUGGAAAGACAGAAGGAGCUCAUCUUUUGGUCCAGCAACUCACAGUCCUUGGAAAGGCAAACAACAGGACCUUACAGGAGAAGAUUUUGCAGGUGAAUAACCUGGUGGAAGCUUUUGGAAAUGCAUGCACUAUCAUUAAUGAAAAUUCAAGUCGCUUUGGGAAAUACUUAGAGAUGAAAUUCACCAACAAUGGAACAGUUGUAGGAGCCCAGAUUUCUGAAUAUCUUCUGGAAAAAUCCAGAGUUGUCCACCAGGCGAUAGGAGAAAAAAAUUUCCACAUUUUCUAUUACAUUUACGCCGGAUUGUCAGAGAAGAAGAAACUUGUACAUUAUAAAUUGCCAGAAAACAAGCCUCCCAGAUACCUACAGAAUGAGCAUAUUAAAAUGGUACAAGAUUUUAUGAAUAACACGUCCUAUAAAACUCAGUUUGACUUAAUUGAACAGUGUUUCAAAGUAAUAGGUUUUACAAUGGAGGAACUCGGAAGUGUGUACAGUAUCCUGGCUGCUAUUCUGAAUGUGGGGAAUAUAAACUUCACGUCGGUGGCGUCAGAACAUCAGAUAGAUAAGAGCAACAUCUCCAAUCCAUCUGUACUGGAAAACUCUGCCUCCUUACUCUGUAUACAACCGGAUGAACUACAAGAUGCGCUCACCUCUCAUUGUGUGGUCACACGAGGAGAAACCAUAAUUCGUCAGAAUACUGUGGAGAAAGCAGCGGAUGUUAGAGACGCCAUGUCCAAAGCAUUAUAUGGUCGACUCUUUAGCUGGAUUGUAAACCGCAUCAACGCUUUACUGAAACCAAGCGCCAAGUUAAGCGAGGAGGAAGAGGGCUACAGUAUUGGGAUUCUCGAUAUCUUUGGCUUUGAGAAUUUUAAAAAGAAUUCCUUUGAACAACUCUGCAUUAACAUUGCAAAUGAACAAAUACAGUUCUACUUCAACCAACACAUAUUUGCUUGGGAACAGAAUGAAUAUUUAAAUGAAGAUGUGGAUGCAAGAGUCAUUGAGUAUGAUGAUAACAGGCCACUACUGGACAUGUUCCUGCAAAAACCUAUGGGUCUGCUCUCUCUUCUUGAUGAGGAAAUAAAAUUUCCUAGGGCAACUGAUCAAACCCUAGUAGAAAAGUUUGAAGACAACCUUAAGUCUAAGUAUUUUUGGAGACCAAAGAGAGUAGACUUAACAUUUGGAAUCCAUCAUUAUGCUGGAAAGGUCCUCUACAAUGCAGCUGGCUUCCUUGAAAAAAAUCGGGACACCUUGCCAGCUGACAUUGUGCUUCUCCUCCGGUCCUCUGAAAAUAAUCUCAUUCGUAUAUUGGUGACUAAUCCGCUAACAAAAACAGGCAACCUUGCUCAUACUAAAACAAAAGCGAGAGUAAAUUCACAAACACUAGCCAUGCCGAAAUCCUCCAGCCACAGCAAGGGCGAUUUGGGAGAUGCCCGCCAUCCUCGAGAGACAACUAACAUGAAAACACAAACCGUGGCAUCGUAUUUUAGGUAUUCCUUGAUGGACUUAUUGUCAAAAAUGGUGGCAGGACAGCCGCACUUUGUACGAUGCAUAAAACCAAAUAAUGAUCGCCUGCCAAAUAAGUUUGAUCGGGAAAAAGUAUUGGUGCAACUAAGGUACACAGGGAUUCUGGAAACAGCGAGAAUACGCCAGCUGGGAUACUCACACCGCAUUCUCUUUGCCAACUUUAUCAAGAGAUACUACCUGAUUUGCUUUAAGUCCUAUGAAGAUACACCAGUCAGCCCGGAAUGCUGUGCAUCCAUACUAGAGAAAGCAAACUUACACCACUGGGUUUUAGGAAAAACUAAAGUCUUCCUCAAAUAUUACCAUGUUGAACAGCUGGAUCGAAUGAUAAAGACGAUAGUCAAUAGAAUUGUUCUUUUUCAAGCCUGUGUCAAAGGAUGGAUGGGAGCCAAAAAAUACCAAAAACUGAAGCAGAAACGAGAGCAAAGUGCAGUAAAAAUCCAAUCAGCUUACAGAGGCCACACCGUACGGAAAGAAAUGCAUGCAAAGUCUGAAAAGACAGAAAGUUUCAUUACCAAAUUCCAAGCACGUGCCAGAGGAUACUUGGUCAGGAAGAAACUCAUGUUAAAAAAAGAGACCGAUGCAGCAACUACAAUCCAGUCUCACUAUCGCGGCUUCAAGGAGCGAAAGAGUUUUGAGAGAAAGAAGGAAUCAUUAAAGAGAAAACAAUGUCUAAAUUCCGGUGAAAUUACGAAGACUGAGGAAAAAGAGGGGACACAAGAAGCCAACAAAACCAGCGAAGGUAAAAGUGAGGAAGAAGCAGCCGUCGUAAUACAAAGUCAUUACCGAGGACACCAACAAAGGAAGCACCUGAAAGAAGAAAGGGAAAAAACACAAACUAAAAAUAAUACAAAGCCACCUGAAAAUCAAAACGAAAACACUCCGGAAAUGGAAAAAGAACAAUGUGAAAUUGAUAACAAUGAUGAAGAAGAGAAUAAAGCUGCUGUAGUCAUCCAAAGCAACUACCGGGGUCACAGAGAAAGGAAGAAAUUCAAAGAGGAGAGACAGAAAGAUACAAAAUCUUACUCAUUGCCUGACAACACUGAAGACGAAACCCAAAAAGACGACCAUCCAGUUGCUGGAGGUAAAAACUCUCAGAAUAGUGUAAAUUCCAAUAAAGUUAGCAAUGGACAUGCCAAAACUCCGGAUGAUGAAGAGAAAGCAGCAGUUGUUAUACAAAGUAACUACCGUGGUUUAAGAGAGAGAGAAAGACUGAAGAAGGAAGGGAAAAUUCCCAACAAAAACAGCACAUUGGGACCAAAUCACACGAGCAAUGGAACCCCCAGUGUAUUAAAUGAAAUGGAAGAUCUGGCAUUCUUCACCGAACAGAUUUCCAGAUUGUCAGAAAACUAUUUAAUUCUGCAGCAAAGGCUGAAUGAUAUGAUUAUGUCUAAUCAGCUGAAUCCUGAAGUCACCGCGGAGUUAAUGAAAGUGAACACAAUGACAGAGAAAGAUUCCCAUCAAAAUAAGACAGAUGUUGGUAAGCCUCAGAGGGGUCCAAGAAGACAGAAUCCUAAGACGUUAACCAGCCCAGAUGAGUCUACAUACUACAGUCUCCUACAUUUGCCAUACAAAGAUGAGAAGCGGAAACCAAGGAAAGAAGGUCAAGGCAAGGUUUUGGAAUCAGAAGAUUAUUAUAGAGAGAUUUAUUGCAAACAUUCAAUGUCAAUAAAUAAUCCAAAAACAUACGAUGGUUUUUCUGCCAUGGAAUUUUCUCUCCUAAACCCAAGUGAGAGAUCUUCAGCAGUAGUGGAUCCAGAGCAAGAAAAUGCAAUGGAAGACAACCCAUAUGACUACAGGAAAAUACUCCGAAAAACAUCUCAGCGGGAUCGCCUUUUACAUUGAUUUUUGAUACAAUUUUUAAUUUAUUAUUACAUAUAUUUGUGUAGAUGUUUCCUCCUUUCAUUGUUCAUAGCUCUUUUCAUAAAGACGAUGCAACUUUUUUUGUUUUGAUUAUACAGCGCUUUUUCAAUGUUAUUUUUCUGAUUGUAUAUUACUGAGUUGGUGCUCUUUCCCUUCAUGCCAUAGGUUUUGCAUUACAGAUCUUUGCUCAAUGGCUGCACAUUUUCGAAGAAUUUUGCAUGGGUGGACCCCAGAAAGUUGCCCCAAUGAAACAUAAACAUUACAGGGGGUACUAGAUUUUUAAAGGGAUAUUCUACAAGAGAUGGUGUGUGCA